GUUUAAUCUUAAAUUUGAUCUGACUUGAAUUAUAAAUCAAGUUGAUGGUAUAAAUCCUAAAUCUAAAACACGGUUCAAUAUAAAUCGUAGAAUAUAUAGUACAACGUUUAUAAUAUUGAGUGUUGUAUUCACUACAAACUAAGCAAGAAUGAUGUAUAAUUUAGGGUUAAAAAGUUUGCUGUAUACAACUUAAAAUUAGGGUACUCUUCCUUCUCUUUGGACACAAACUUUUUCAUCAGUGAGCACUUGUUCUUGAAAUGCCCUAUUUCGUUGCAUCCGAAGCACCGUGUUGUUUGCCGUUUUGAUGCGUAUCUAGAAGCAAGCGCAAUGUUUUUCUCUUCUGUCUGCUUCUCUUCCCCGGCUUCUGCAUUCAAAAACAGUUGGCACUAUUUUCACGCGUUCCUCAAGCGUAUACACAACCAUUUUCGUUCAGCGGGAGGAAACUAAUUUUUUGUCAAAUCAGAAGAGACAUUAAGAAUAAUGAUACAGGAAGGGUGGCACUAUAGCGAUCAACAAUGGAUUCACAUGAUCCCUUCGAUUACACUGUAUACUCUUCACUGAUUCGUGAUAAACAAUUUGAUAACCCAAAUGAAGUAAAAAACCUGUAUCUACAUGUGGAUCAACAAUAUAGUUGUCAAUUGACCGUUUUGAGCACAAAGGUCUGUCUAGAACAAGUCUAUAGUGUUUCGCUAAGAAGUAUUAUAUCCAUUGAAAAACGGCGUGAAAUUACAUUUCCUGUUUCUAAUAACAUAACAGAGACUAUAGGCAUUCAAGUGACAAAAACUAUUGUAUUACCUCUUUCAAGAAACAUUUCCAGGAACCAAAAUCAUUACAAUGAAAGUAUUUUAAUGAAUGAAUUGAUAAUUGGCCAUAUUAAACAUUUUAACAGCAAGACGAUGAAUGAUAAUGGAAACAACAAUUCUAAUCGGCAAAAUAUGUUAUCAAUUUCAUCCGACUCAAAAUCUCCCAGUAAUGCAUUUAUUAACAAAAAACAUGCAGAUCGUCAACACAGCGAUUCUAAUACAUUUUUAUAUUCAAACAAUCUGUAUACGAAUUUAGAGCAGAUUUCUACUAUUGCUCAUAAUAUGGAACCAACGUGUCCUAAAAGGUCACCAAUAGAUCUAUCAACCGUAGCUAAUGAUACUUCUUCACUGGUUUCUUCUACUUUAUCAAACGCUUGCACAGGAAAGAAGUUUACUUUUGAUCAAAACACUCAGUAUAAGAAACAGCAUAAUGACUUAUCCAAAACAAUAAGUGGCAUUAGAACCAACAGUCUAAUUUGUAUCCAUCAAUUGAGAUCUAAAGAUGAUUGUUUCAUCUCUAAAACCGCAGUUCAACAAGAAUAUGAAGCCUGCGAUAAACGAUCUCGAUUUCCUCGCACUUUUAACAUUCUUGAAAAAAUCGAAAUGGAAAAUGUAGCUCAUACACCAGAAUCAUAUUCACCGAAAACAUUAAAUACUAGAGCAGUGCUCAGAGCGAAAUCGUUUUCUAAUUCUCACGAGUUUUUGGUUCAACCAUCAGAUGUCAAAGUAAAUCCUAGAAUCAAUGAAAAUGUUUUAGAUAACAAUAGCAGCGCCAACCUAAAGCUUCGUAAUGAAAUGAUUGCACUGAAUAAUUCGGCUGUUGAUGAAGCAAAGGAAUGCAAUAAAUGUAUACUAUCGCAGUCACUCGCCCUACCUGUUAAGAAACCGAGCUCUCUGAAUAUGGUUGAUAGUCCUUUUUCCCCUACGUUGAUUUCAUCUAAAACAUCGCUAAUCUCAUCAGCAUCGGCAACAUCUGCCAUUGAAAACACUACAACAAAUGCAAUUGUAUAUAGCAGUAAAAGCGGGAGAUUAACUUAUUCAUCUAAUGGAACCAAUGAGUGUUUUUACCAAAAAUCUCUUCAUAGGUCGUACCAUGCUGAUUUGGAUGGUAACAUGGGUAAUUCAUACUUCCGUUUUCCUGAUGUGGAUUCAUUUACACCACCAAACAGUGUCCAGUUAUUAAAUCGAGGUUGGCGUAGCAACACCGAUUUUAAGACUGCAUCAUUCGUAACACACUGUGUUUCACCGGAAGGGAUAUUCUCUAAUGAUAUGUUAUUAACGCAGCCUCAAGUAAGUUCUGCAGAGAAUACUGAUCUUAAAUUAGAAAAUCCAUAUGCCGCGUCAGAUGAAUCUAUCCAGCGAACAAUUGAUGACAGUCUCAUAUUAGAAAGCAACAAAGAUAAUACUAUUUCGGUUAAUCAGACCGUACGAAGAGCUAGAUUAAAGUCAAUAUCAUUAGAUUCAGAAGGAGCACGUUUAGUAGAAGAACAUCUCUCAAUCAGCAUUCCUGUUGAAGAGCUGGUAGGAAUAGCUUCAAGCAAAUCGGCAUCUGAAAAACAUCCAACUCAUUUCAGCAAUUCAAAUGCUUCCGAAAUUGGCGAAGAUCUGUUUUCGUUGAAUAAAAAACGUAACAUCUUCAAUCUAACCCUUAAUUUAAAUCAUAAAGACGAAACUUUGAGCGUCGUUGAUGAUUGCAAGUUUAAUGAAUUUUACUUCGAAUACUACGAUUAUGACGAUGAUGGCGAAGAAUACGAUAUGGGUUAUUACAGUAGGAUAAAUUCUAACGAAAAAAGAAAAAAAAAUUUUUUUCAUCAGCAAACACCAAUUUUCAUUCAGAACCGCACCAAAGCGAGCUCGUUAGAUUUAGAACAAUGUUUUAACAAUUCAAUUCAAUCGACCAAAAUUCAAAAUACAGCGGAAGAUUGCGUGCAGGAAAACAGCAUGCAUAGUCCUGUACUUAAUCCUUCGACUUCAAUAAUGUCCACAUCUUCAUUGUCAGUACCAACAACUCCCAAGCGCAUGCCAUACCGACUACAGCAUCAACAACAUCAUGGGAAAUUCAAACAAAGUCGUUGCACUAAUGACAAUGUCACUGGUAUUAACAACAGUCCUGCAAUAGAGCGAUAUACAUUAUGUGGUUUUCAUAAAAAAUUAGGAAGUUUUGACGAAAAUGUGGAUAACUAUUGUAGUUCAUUCGAAGAUGACAGCGACUCAACUAAUGCGAAAUAUUCGCUUUCUUUUAAGACUAAACAGAGCGAAGAAAAUGUGAGUGUGGCUAAUAUUAGUGAUAAAGCCUUUCCUGACAUCACUCCAGUGUGCGAUUUCGUAGAGAAGGUAUUGGAGACAAAGGCAUCAGAAAAACCUCCUAUUCAGACGUUAAACAAAAAUCGAUCGAAUAUACUGCAGCGAAGAGGUUCAAACCAAAGCCUCACGUUAAAUCUUGAUGGAGGCGUUGAAGGUUGUUUAAACAAAGGAUUAUCCGCAUCAAAUUAUAGUUUGGGUAAUUAUCGAGAAUCUCAUUUAAGCUUAGCUGGAUCGUCAUACAAUCUGCAACAACAGCAACAGCUGCAUCAAGGUAACCAUUCGAACGUGAAUACGGUUCAAACUAAGAAAAACUUAUUACAACGCCGUGGAUCGAAUACUAGCCUGGUACUAAAUUUACAGAGUUCAAAUACAAGUCUUAAUAGAUAUACGAGCCACAGUUCUCUAAAUAUUCAAAAUCAACAAAUUCGUUCAUCCAAAAAGGGUUUGCUAGAGCGACGAAACUCUAAUACUAGUUUAACACACAUCAAUGUUCAAAGUCGAACUCUAUCUGCUUCAAACUGUAAUCUGCCAAGUUCAGCAGGAAGUUUAAACAGUAUUGCUACAAACCAAACACAAAACGAGGUCAUCACCAUGGAUGAAAACGAUCAUCAGUUAUCUAACAAUAAAAAUAAAACGAAUAACUGCAUACCAACAAUGGUUAGUGCAUCGAAUGAAUCUCAUCUAUCACCGAAUUGUCAGCAACAUGGUCAAAGGCGAAAGUUUCUGAGUUCUGACAGUCUGCACAAUAUAGUCAAUCAGAGAGCAGAAUGUUGUUGUCAACAAAAAGAAACAGAAGAAGAUAAUAAGCAAAUUUGUUGUCGCGCCCGCGUGAAUAUGUAUGGUGGUUCAGUAGAGGAUAUAAAACAAACAAAAAAGGCUCAGCGGAGUGACUCUACUUGCCCUUUUCAUAUAAAUGGUAAAAUAUCCGACAAACUGAGUAUAUUAUCCAACGAUGUGUUCAAAUUCAAAUCGACUGUUACAUCGACCGCAUCCACUAACAAUCUGACACAAUUCACUACUUGUGAUUGUUGUUGCUGUAACUGUGCAGAUGCACUUGCCGAUGGAGUCAAUACGAUGAGUUUUAGUAAUACUAAUGUGCGUAAGAUAACAACUAAGCCAUUAAGUCCUCAAACUACCAGUGAAGAUUUCAAAAUCUACUUAGCUAAUGUACAAUUUCUACAAAAUGCAUCGAACGUGCUUUCGCAAAACUACAUGAGAAAGUUACAUUUUAUAUUUGAGAAAAGUUAUGGUAAUUUAUAUAAAAAAGAAAGUGACAACUUGCUGACAAGUGUGAACAAUGACAUGAAAUUCACAAGCUUACCAUUGAUAUUAAACACACAAGCAAACGAAACGGUAGAUCAUUUCAAUGUUUGUGAAUACAUUGACAAAGGAGAAACGUUCAUACCAGACGAAGAUGCAAGAAAAAUGAUCCUUAAAAUUCAUCAAGAGUUUUGGGACUUACCCACGAACUAUCAAGAAAAACCUUUGGUAUUCGGCUCACAGUCGAAAAAUCGUUACAAAACUAUUCUUCCUAAUGAGCACUCUAGAGUGAUUCUACAAGCCGAACCUGGAAUACUGAAUGAACCAUAUAUUAAUGCUAAUUUCAUCAAGGGUCCGGAUUAUACCAUUAAUAGUUACAUCGCUACACAAGGCCCUAUGCCAAAUACAAUCUACGAAUUCUGGUUGAUGGUGUUACAAAAUGCUUUGAAAAUAACGUCUCAGAAUAAUGGAAGGAAACGACACAUAGAGCAAAAAUUAAUCAUGCUAACAGAUUUCAUCGAAAAUAAUCGACAAAAGUGUUCGGUUUAUUUUCCUCUACAACCGAACGAGUCGUUAGUAUUUAGUAAUAUUGCUGAUGUUGACACGAAUGGGGUAUUAAAUAACACGGAAACCAUAAUAACGGAAAUACAAACUUGUUCCGAGGCUACUAUGUCUAUACCUGCUAAUCCAGUGAUAAAUUUUAAUUACUUUCUCAUCAGAAAUAUUGGAGUGCAACGCAAGAAUGGGUAUACUAUUCGCAAACUUCUAGUCAUUUAUUCGCAUCAAGAUAGACAUGAAAUGCGAGAGAAACGUAAUGCUUGCACGAUAUAUCAUUACUGGUUUCCAGACUGGCCCGAUCAUCGUUCCCCAGGAAACGUUGGUGUACUUUUAGAUAUGAGUCUUGAUAUUUUGGAUAGUGACUGUUCCUUUUAUUUUGAUCCGGCGAGCAAAAAAAAUCUUGAUAUAUUUCGACCCUUACCAAUAAUACAUUGUUCAGCAGGCAUCGGAAGAACAGGAUGCUUACUCGCGAUUCUUAAUGGGCUGAUCCAAAUAAGGUCUAGUUACAGGUCGCAGGUUAGUGCUACUGCACAUCAGCAUGUAUCAUUGUGGAAUUCCAGUGAUCGAGUAUGUGUGGAUAUACUAGGGAUCGUUUGUAAUCUUAGACUUCAACGUGGCGGCAUGGUUCAGAAUUCAGAGCAGUACGAACUAAUUCAUAGGGUGCUAUGCUUGUACAUGGAAAAACUGUUAAAAUAAUGCAUUUAGUGAUGCAAAGGAAAGUCGUGUAAAUGUGCUUAAUGAUGUUAUUUUGUUAAUCAAAAUGACCGCUUACCAAAGAAUAAACGAUUUGUAUGUUUA
Molecule: messenger RNA, 5723 nt
Organism: Malaya genurostris
Lineage: Eukaryota; Metazoa; Arthropoda; Insecta; Diptera; Culicidae
Gene: PTP-ER
Product: tyrosine-protein phosphatase non-receptor type 7
Exons: 5
Coding region: 516-5621 (1701 amino acids)
Biological process (GO): protein dephosphorylation
Molecular function (GO): protein tyrosine phosphatase activity
Source: RefSeq, a predicted model, not a curated record